AUGGCACAGCAGGAGUCGAAAGCCGCCGUUGGCGGUAUCAGGGGUAUCACCAACGGCCACGGUGGGGCAGGAGCCAAAGCAGGAGCAGGGGCGACUGCUGUGCCGCGUAGCCCAUCCCCCGCCAAGCAGCGGAAGAGCGCGGUGAUCCCCAUGUCGCCGCCGCCCCGCACCCCGGAGAGCGUGAGCAGCACCGCUGUCGUGGAGUCUCCGUCUGCUGGUGGUGGAAUGGUUGAUCGGCGCCAACUCUUCGGCGGCGCCGGCAGUGGCAGCGGCAGCGGCAGCAUGCCGCCGCCCCCGAGCACGCCCAAGUCUAGAGGACGUGGUGGUCGAAGGGCGCAGUCCAAGACUCCAGCGAAGCGCGGGACUCCGAAGGACGUGAAGGUCAUGCGGCAGGGGGGGGACGGGGAAGGAGAGGGAGAGGAAGAGGGGGGGGAGAGCGCUACGCCAAGCAAGAAGAAGAAGACCGAGGCAGCACUGGAGGGGCCAGUGCGUACUCUCUCGAUGACGCCAACCAAGAAGAAGAGAGGGGCCUUCGGGCGAAAGGACGGCACGCCCAUGAAGGCGAGGGUGGACGUGCCUGAGGAGGUUUCCAGGGUCUACGCUAUCGUCGCCAAGGCCACGGGGAACAUCGGGGGGAACGGGAGCGACGGUGCGAUCUACGGAGAGCUCACGGUUGGUGGUAUGCAGAAGGUCGUCAACGUGCUCAAGGAGCAUACGGGUUUCGACGAGAUGUCGAGCUUCAUCGAUGUAGGGGCGGGCCUCGGCAAGCCCAACUUCCACGUGGCUCAAGACCCCGGCGUGGAAAUCUCGUACGGUCUGGAGCUGGAGGUGGUGCGGUGGGAACUCAGCAUCGCUAACCACAGGAUGGUGCUCCAGGACGAAGGCGACAACGGCGUCCACGUCGCCAAGCACAACCUCUUCUUCGCCAGGGGAGACAUCCUCGGCUGCGAGACGUUUGACCCCUUCACCCACGUCUACAUGUUCGACAUCGGUUUCCCUCCGGCAACACUCCACGAGAUCGCCAAGAAGUUCAAUAACUCCAAGGCGCGACAUCUGGUGAGCUACCAGGUCCCCAAGAAGGUUAUCGACGUCUAUGGCUUCGACGUCGACCUAGUCCUUCAGCAGCCGCUUAGCCUCACAGGGUCCGGGGAGGGUCACACGAUGUACCUCUUCAGGCGAAAGAACGUCGAGCCCGGCCUCAAGAUCGAGCGCAUCGACGAGGUGGAUCCGUUCUUCGCCGAGGGCGUGAAGCUGUGCAGGAAUCGGGGAGAGGGCGGCGGUUCCGAGCUUACCGCGCACGUCGAGGGCGCCUUCGAAAGGAACACAUCUGGAGGAGUACGAACGCGCAGGUCGCGACGAGCGAACGCGUAAAUUCUCCCCGCCCGCCUCCUCAU
This is a messenger RNA of Ectocarpus siliculosus, 1394 nucleotides long. The record is from the annotation of a GenBank genome assembly. NCBI's taxonomy places the organism in Eukaryota, Phaeophyceae, Ectocarpales, Ectocarpaceae.